AGCAACUACAUCUACAGGCAUGGAAUCCACUGGCAUGUCUCCCCUCUCCACCGGCAGUCCCAGCUCGGUCUCUGUGACCCCGUUCUCUCACGCUGCUGCUCGAAGUCCUUUACCAGAACGCAAGGACUGCUUCUUGUGGCUUGUGCAGUCACAGUAGUGGCGUGGCUUGUCUCUGGUCAUUGGGUGUUGAACAAUUUGCUUGGGAUAUCUAUUUGUAUUGCUUUCGUCAGCCAUGUUCGUCUUCCUAAUAUCAAAAUAUGUGCUAUGCUCCUCCUGUGUCUGUUUGUGUAUGACAUAUUCUGGGUGUUCUUCUCUGAGAGGUUCUUUGGUACUAACGUUAUGGUGACCGUGGCGACUCAGCAAGCGUCGAACCCGGUUCAUACAGUAGCCAAUAGUUUGAAUCUUCCUGGACUGGAAUUGAUUACAAAGAAACUGGAGUUGCCUGUUAAAAUAGUGUUUCGUGGUGUGGAGCCUGGUGUGAGUGCCUCAGAGUUCAUGAUGCUUGGUCUUGGUGACAUGGUUGCUCUGUAUGUUGGUGGUCUUUAUAUUUGUGGAAAGACUGGAUGGGAAUCUGUAAUGAAAAUGGGACAAGACACACGAGAACUGUCAAGGAUGAAGAGGACAGUCUAAAGAGGAAGGUAAAGGAGACUAUGGAGAAAGCUUUCUGGGAUAGUGUGAUGGAAUCAAUGAAACUGGAGGAGCCUGGGAUGAGCUUUGCCAGAUGGUGCCUGAUAGCUGGAAAGUGGAAAUAACUGAAACUAUUGAUCUUGACCUUCUCUCACAGUUGCUUAACUCUGGCACCUUGGAUAUUGAUUACCUUGGAAAGAUGCUUGAGUUUGCAUUAGCUACUCUUCGGAAACUCUCGGCUCCAGCUAAUGACCGUGAGAAUGAAAGCACCCACCAGAGUUUACUGGAGGAACUUCACAGGUUGUGUCAAGCUAAAGAUGAGUCUGGUAGCCUCCAUGCUGUUGCAAUUGUCAAGGGGAACCGCUUCAUUCUUGAGCAGAUUCACGUCUGUAUCCGUAAUACUUAUGUGAAUUAUUUUAGAUAAAUAGUUUUUAAUACUAAACAAGUCAUGCUCUUAACUAAAAUAAACUAACUUAAUAUUUAUAUUUAUUUGACGAACAUCAAAUUUAUUUGA
Molecule: messenger RNA, 1141 nt
Organism: Brassica napus (rape)
Lineage: Eukaryota; Viridiplantae; Streptophyta; Magnoliopsida; Brassicales; Brassicaceae
Product: signal peptide peptidase-like 1
Exons: 6
Coding region: 265-630 (121 amino acids)
Biological process (GO): membrane protein proteolysis
Cellular component (GO): lumenal side of endoplasmic reticulum membrane; Golgi-associated vesicle membrane; cytoplasmic side of endoplasmic reticulum membrane
Molecular function (GO): aspartic endopeptidase activity, intramembrane cleaving
Source: RefSeq, a predicted model, not a curated record